GACGCCAAGUGGAGGAGAUCACCUUCAGAGGGCGCGAGUACCUAUGGUGGGACCUGAGGAGGACUGGUGGCCAGCCCCUAUCAGCCCAGAGCGACCAGCUCUCCUUCUCCUUCAAGACCAGACACCCUGCAGGAGUCCUCUUCUUCUCCGGAGACGGCAAGGACUACGUCAACAUGGCCCUUCGUGAGGGGGGCGUGCUGGUGACCCUUGACAUGGGCGGAGACCCCCUCAAGGUCACGGUGAGGCCAGACAACGUGCGCUUCGACGACAACCAGUGGCACACUGUCAGCAUCCACCGAGCUGUCAAGGAGGUGAGUGAGCAAGAUUAUAGCAAGAUUAUAUCAGUCAACUGUGGAAGGAUGUGCAGCUGUAGUGAAAGUUAUCAGAUGGGAAUGAAAG
Procambarus clarkii (red swamp crayfish) is the source of this 399-nucleotide messenger RNA. NCBI's taxonomy places the organism in Eukaryota, Metazoa, Arthropoda, Malacostraca, Decapoda, Cambaridae. The record is from RefSeq and is a predicted model, not a curated record.